Racocetra fulgida is the source of this 120-nucleotide messenger RNA. NCBI's taxonomy places the organism in Eukaryota, Fungi, Glomeromycota, Glomeromycetes, Diversisporales, Gigasporaceae. The record is from the annotation of a GenBank genome assembly.
AUGACAACUUACUUCGAAGGUAAAGAUAUCAAUGAAGUUUAUCAAAAUGGUGAUAGAGUUUACAAGGAUGAACAAAAGGCUUUCAGAUAUUAUUUAAAAGUGCCAAAUAUGGAGAUUGUU